Messenger RNA from Tachyglossus aculeatus (Australian echidna), 848 nucleotides. It is a transcript of the gene DLX5, whose product is annotated as distal-less homeobox 5. The record is from RefSeq and is a predicted model, not a curated record. Gene Ontology annotation, biological process: anatomical structure formation involved in morphogenesis; cell differentiation; regulation of transcription by RNA polymerase II. The transcript is spliced from 3 exons. Gene Ontology annotation, molecular function: RNA polymerase II cis-regulatory region sequence-specific DNA binding; DNA-binding transcription factor activity, RNA polymerase II-specific. NCBI's taxonomy places the organism in Eukaryota, Metazoa, Chordata, Mammalia, Monotremata, Tachyglossidae. Bases 1 to 831 code for a protein of 276 amino acids.
AUGACGGCGGUGUUUGCCAGCGGGCGGGCACCGGCCCCCCAGAGCCCCUUCCCGGGACCCCCAACCAUGCCCCAGGCCCACCCCCACCCUCCCCCGCAGGGGUCUCCCCCGCUCCCGGAACCGGCGACCACCCACUCGGACUUGUACGGCCUGUCGGGGGGCUACGGGGUUGGCACCAAAGCCUUCCCCUACCAGUACUCCGGCCACUACCCAGCCAAAGCCUACCCCGAUUUCGGCUACAACGCUCCCUACCCCCAGUACGGAGGCGGGGGAGGGGGCUACGGCCGGACCCCCGGCCCCUCCUGCCAGACAGAGAAAGAGGCUGCGGAGCCGGAGGUGAGGAUGGUGAACGGCAAACCGAAGAAAGUGCGGAAGCCUCGCACCAUUUAUUCCAGUUUCCAGCUGGCCGCCCUGCAGAGGCGAUUCCAGAAGACCCAAUACCUGGCCCUGCCCGAAAGGGCUGAACUGGCCGCCUCCCUCGGCCUCACCCAGACCCAGGUGAAAAUCUGGUUCCAGAACAAAAGGUCGAAGAUGAAGAAGAUCCUGAAGAACGGCGAGCUGCCCACCGAGUACAGUCCCAGCUCCAGCGACCCCAUGACCUGCAACUCUCCGCAGUCCCCCGCCCCGUGGGAGCCCCGAGGGGCGCCCCGCACGCUCGCCCACCAGGUCCACGGCCACCCCGCGGCGUCCAGCACGUCCCCCGCCGCCUCGGGCUACCUGGACGGUGCGGCCGGCUGGUACCCGGCGGCGGCGGGCCCGCUGGGAUCCCACUUACACCCCCACGGCUCCCCGCAGCAGCUCCUCACCCUCGCCUCGGGCUCGCUCUACUAGCCCGGACCACCGCCCCC